Molecule: messenger RNA, 2056 nt
Organism: Cajanus cajan (pigeon pea)
Lineage: Eukaryota; Viridiplantae; Streptophyta; Magnoliopsida; Fabales; Fabaceae
Source: RefSeq, a predicted model, not a curated record
ACUGCAAGUCUAAUCUCUGACUCUACCUUUGCCUUUCCCUUUCGCCUUUAAUUGGCUUGCAGGGGGUAAUUUCUUGACUUUCCAUACACUUUGGCUUUCUAAUUCUUUUACCUUGAAACUUACUUAUAUGGCUCUCCAUUCCCCUUAAUAAUAUCCACUCUCUCUCUCACACACACAUACUGUAUGACUAUGCACUAAUAUUCUUAUAUAUCACCAAAGAACCAAACCAUAUAUCACCAAAUUAACUUUCUCCUACGCCAAAACAUCAUUCACUAUGGCAGAUCCUCAGUCCAAUUUGUUCCAUGAAUGGUUCAACUUCAUGCUCCUCCACCCUCACUACUCUUCUUCUCAACCCUACCCUCUUGCUAAUUACUCAAACAACAGGUUUGGAAUUCAAUUACAAGGAGCCUCAUCUUCUUAUUUGGCUCCUCCUCCUUCUUCCCCUCCUCUCAGAGAGGCCCUUCCUCUGAUAAACAAGAUAAGCUUCACACAUCAGCAGCAAAACGAACCCUCAAAUGUUACGGAAGAGAAAGAAGAGGACAAUAACAAACAUGAAAGUGCUGAAGAUGGUGAUGAGGAAACUGUGACUGUUGCCCUACACAUAGGGCUUCCAAGAAUGGAUAUUUCUUCUGAUCUGGGGUCAUCAAGGGUGGUCUCAACUUGUAUGGAAAUGGGUGAAAAAGAGGAAGUGAAUAUGAUUUCUGAACAGCCUUUGGAUAGAUUGAACAAGGGUCAGUAUUGGAUUCCCACCCCUUCACAGAUUCUCAUUGGUCCUACACAGUUCCCAUGUCCUGUGUGCUCUAAAACUUUCAACAGAUACAAUAAUCUUCAGGUACGGUGGUCUCAUUCACAUAAGUAAAAGUAAUCAGCCACCCCUCUUGUCUUGUUUCUGUACUUUUAUCCUUGAUUAUAAAAUAUCCUUAAUUUCCAAUUUUGUUUUAAUAAUUAUAACAUUGAAUCAGAAGGUAUAUAGGCCCCUCCUUGUGUGUUUCAUCAUUUUUGUUUCCUAUAUCGGCCUUUUGCAUGGUCUUCUUUCGUUCUUUUGUUCUUUUGUUCUUUGUUUCUGAUCUAGGUGACUAUUUGGUCUCGAUCUCAGUACCUAAAUUAAGUUUUGUUUUGUUUGAAAACUUGAAGUCUCUUCCUUCUGCUUUUAUGUCACCUAGAACAUUGUGCUGCACCAGACUGCAAAGUGCAAAUGAAUGGAAAGUAAAACAAAUUAUUAAUAACAAUGCUUCUCUCAUAUUCAGAUUCAGAUGUUCCUCGAGAAAGCCUGAAAGCCUGAACUUAAUACAGCCUUUUCAAAGCACAGCAAACGGUAAAAGGGAAAAAAAGAAAAUUGUUAUUGAUAGACUUGUGUGUGAUGAGAUCAUUAAUUUCCUUAUCAGAUGUCUUAAUAAUAAAGAGCCAGUCCCACGUACCCCAGACACAAUUUAAGUAGAAUUAAGAAAACAUAGUUAUAUGUCUGAACAGUUAACCUUUUUAAUUUGUAAAAAUUUUGUACGAAUUUAGGUCACUGCUAAAGUGUCAUCUUAUUGUGGAAAUAAGAAAUUAAUUACUUGAAAAGUUGCUGGGAGACUAUGGUACUUACCUUUCAAUUUGUCUACUUGCCUUUUUAUUUUUAUCAUAUGGCCUUCCAAAUUUGCAUAGGAAUAUGAAGGAGAAGCCACAAGAAACUAGGUUGCUUUGUACCUGUAUUCAAUUUUAUAUGGCCUUCACUAGAUGGUUUCCCUAGUCAAUUACUUUUUAGGGAGCUAUGAAACAAAUUAAAGCCCACAGAAUUUGUAUAUGUAUCUAAUAUAUAUUGUUCAGUAAAACUCUCAUAUUGUACAUGCACCUUUAUUUCUCUUUCUGAGAAAACUUGGUUUCCAAUUUUAUUGUUGUAUAUGAAGUAAUAUUGGAAGCAAAUUUGAACCUUUGAUUAUAAAUUUCAUAACUAGGCAUGAUAAAUCAUUUAUUGUUGUAUAUGAAGUAAUUGGAAACAAAUUAGAACCUUUGAUCAUAAAUUUCAUAACUAGACAUGAUAACUUUAAAGGUACAUCAGAAUACGAUUUGAUUC